Trifolium pratense (red clover) is the source of this 1334-nucleotide messenger RNA. Its product is annotated as uricase-2 isozyme 2. The record is from RefSeq and is a predicted model, not a curated record. Gene Ontology annotation, biological process: urate catabolic process; purine nucleobase catabolic process. Gene Ontology annotation, cellular component: peroxisome. Gene Ontology annotation, molecular function: urate oxidase activity. The transcript has 8 exons. Bases 83 to 1009 code for a protein of 308 amino acids. NCBI's taxonomy places the organism in Eukaryota, Viridiplantae, Streptophyta, Magnoliopsida, Fabales, Fabaceae.
CUUUGCCUUGUUAUAAAUGAACAUGUCGAUGGAACUAUUACAAGCAUAGAAAACAGUAAGAAAAAAGAAAGAAAAAAGAUCGAUGGCCGAGAAAGUAGAAGGAUUCGAAUUCUCACAGAGUCACGGUAAAGAGAGAGUAAGAGUGGCGCGUGUCUGGAAAACCAAAGACGGUCAAAGACACUUCGUGGUUGAGUGGCGCGUUAGCAUCAAUCUCCUUUCCGAUUGCAUCAACUCAUAUCUUCGCGAUGAUAAUUCUGAUAUUGUUGCUACUGAUACCAUGAAAAACACUGUGUAUGCAAAAGCAAAGGAAUGUUCGGAAAUACUUUCGGCCGAGGAUUUUGCUAUUCUACUUGCCAAACAUUUUACAUCAUUUUACAGGCAGGUUACCACUGCUAUUGUAAAAAUUGUGGAGAAACCAUGGGAGCGAGUUAGUGUCGAUGGUCAACCUCAUGAACAUGGUUUCAAACUUGGAUCUGAGAAGCAUACAACAGAGGCAAUAGUGAAAAAGUCCGGCGCACUACAAUUGACUUCUGGAAUUGAAGGACUGUCUGUGUUGAAGACAACCAAAUCUGGUUUUGAGGGUUUUAUAAGAGACAAGUAUACAGUACUUCCUGAUACACGCGAAAGAAUGCUGGCAACAGAAGUAACUGCACUAUGGAGGUAUUCGUAUGAAUCAGUAAAUAGCAUCCCGCAGAAGCCGCUUUAUUUUACAGACAGGUACCUGGAUAUAAAAAGGGUUCUGGUUGACACCUUUUUCGGCUCUCCAAAGGAAGGGGUCUAUAGUCCAUCUGUUCAAAGCACUCUCUAUCAGAUGGCAAAGGCCUCACUGAACAGAUUUCCAGACAUAGCUUCUAUUCAACUAAAGAUGCCAAAUAUUCAUUUCUUACCAGUCAAUCUCUCAAAUAAGGAUGGUCAGAUUGUAAAGUUUAAUGACGAUGUGUUUUUACCAACGGAUGAGCCACAUGGGUCAAUUGAAGCUAGCUUGAGCCGCAGUCGGUCAAAGUUGUAGAAACUAAUAAAACAUCUCAGUUCAUCCCUUCUGGUCAAUCGGCGGUGCAGCUUAAUUUAAGAUCAUGUAACAAGUAAACAUGGAAAGAGAGACACUGUUUUCAAUUAACAUGUGAUAUUAAUGUGAAUAUGCUGGUUUGUUUUCUUUGCAUAUGAUGGUGUUAUGAUGCAUGUUGCACCAAUGAUCAAAACUGUUGUUGGGUUAUAUAGUUUGGAUGAGGGAAAUUCUAAUGAAGUCAAAUAAAUCCCUUAUGUCCUUAGGGAGAAUGAAAUAAUUAAGAGUUACAUUUAUGAUAUUAAUGAAGUACUGUGUUUUGGUCAUGCAA